ACAUUCAAAAGAAUUAGGUAACAUCUGAGGUCCUUUUGUCGGAGAUUCACCAUGGCUGGGUGAAUGGGAGGGUCUGCCUGCCUCCUUCCUAACCUUACCCGCUGAAGUUAAAGCAGUGAGGAGGCAGUCGCUGCAAGCGUGGACCGUCGACAGACCGACGUCAUGCUGCUGAAGCCCAACAGGAGUCCUCUCCUGCUCACCGUCACCUGCAUGUGUUUCUCAGGAGCUUUGCUUUGGUCUUACCAGGAAGAGGACGCCAGUGAGGGGGAGAAAUGCUCUGAGAAUAACAUUUCAACAACAAAGUACCCCUGCGUAAAGUCGACCGGAGAAGUUACAACAUGUUACAGGAGGAAAUGUUGCAAGGGCUUCAAGUUUGUGAUGGGCCAGUGCAUUCCUGAAGACUACGAUGUGUGCGCUGGCGCCCCUUGUGAGCAGCAGUGUACUGACCAUUUCGGUCGCGUAGUGUGCACUUGUUACUCAGGUUACCGCUAUGAUCGUGAACGCCACAGAAACCGAGAGAAGCCCUACUGUCUGGACAUUGAUGAAUGUGUCGACAGAAACAUGAGCGCCUGCUCUCAGAUCUGCAUCAACACUGCAGGGAGCUUUAGGUGUGAGUGUGAGAAAGGCUAUUUCCUGGAUGACGAUGGGAAGACUUGCACCAAAGGGGAGAGAGCAGUUCAUCUCUUUGAGAAGUGUGAUAAUUUAAUGAACGCUGGAACUUGCUCAGCCACUUGUGAAGAUUUCCUCCAGAUCAAGAUGUCAGUACUUCAGCUUAAGCAGAAGAUGGCGUUGCUGUCAAAUAGUGCUGAUGUCCCUGUGCAGAUGACCAGUGAGAAAAUCCUGACAUCGCCUAUAUUUUUACCAGGACCUCCAGGUUCCCCAGGGCCUCCAGGAGACUCAGGACCAGUGGGCCCUCCAGGAUUCAUAGGGCCCCCUGGUCCACCUGGUCCCAGAGGCUUGAUGGGACCAAUAGGACCAACACCAGACCAGUACCACAUCAAACGUGGCACUCGAGGACCUGUGGGCCCCCCUGGAGCACCAGGGAGAGAUGGCCUAAAGGGGGAGAGAGGAGCUCCUGGGCCUGCUGGACAACCAGGGCCCCCAGGAUCUUUUGAUUUCUUGCUUCUGCUGAUGGCAGAUAUACGCAACGACAUUGCUGACUUGCAGAGCAAGGUGUACGCUCGGCCAAUGCACUCUCCGGAGGAGGACAUUCCUUUGGCACCAGACAGCUGGAGAGACACAGCAGACAGUUUGGACGCAGGAUCAGGGGAGGACUAUAAGGAACCUCCAUCUCAAACUGGUCGAUGGUCCAAAAGGAACAAGAAGAGAAAACCCGGACGAGAGAGAACAAACUGACCAGACUGAUAAUGAAGGGUGGUUUUGGAUACUGUCAGGUGUAAAUAUUGAAGUGGUUUGCUUUUGUAUUUAAUGGAUUUUAAGAACAUAUUUUAUGCUGUUUGAUUACAGAUGUUUAUUUUUUUAUGACCCAUAAAAUAUUGUCUGUCUUUUAGCAAAUGUGAGUAGACUUAGUAUUUGCGUAUUUUUAAAUGUAUAUGAGGAAACAUUUAGCUAAACAAUAUCUAAGCAUUGACACUCGUGUAUAAUUUCACAAGAUGCAGCAAAGCACCACAGUUGCUGCACUGGAAUAAAUAAAGUGGCUCUAAUGCCCUCACCCAUAAAUACUUUUCAGUUACUAACGUAUAGGUAAUUGGAAAGUGGCAGUGCUGCUCAAUUACUUACGCUUUGACUGAUAUUCAACAGUGUUUAUGUCCAAAUUAAGAUUAUUUGCAGUCUGAAUAAUUGUCUUAAUAUGUAGUGUAUAUUUAAGUUUUAUGUAGAUGUCCUCCUGUUCUGUUUAUGUCCAAAUAUGAAAAAAGACCCACCUCUAACAAAAACAUACUCUGUUUACAAAAGUCUUUACAGUAUGUUUGAAAAACUUGGAGCUAAAUUAGGGACUAUGCCACCUUCCUUUUUUAUUAUAAAAACAGCAAUACAUGUACUUACAAUAGUUAGUGUUUAGUUUUUCUGGUACUAGAACAAUGGUGUCAGCUCUUGCAAGUUCAUUGCACGUUGUGUGGACAACAGUACAUUACAAAUGAAAAGAUGUUAACCAGAGCAAGCAUAUAACAUCAGGACUACAUUCUCUGCUCAGUUAAGAAAUGGCACGGAUGUGGAGUGAAGUAACAAACUGUAAAAACUGUUAUUGUCUGAAACGAAGCAGGAUAUAAUGUUAGCUCAUUGUAGCUCGGCUGAUGACAUUUUGGUUUUCUCCACACAUUUAAAGCACAUUUAAAAAGUUGAGGGGAACUCAUUACAAAGGAAAGACAAAAAAUAGAUGUUUAUAUUCUAAUUGACUUCUCAGAAAAUAAUGACAAUAUGAGGAUUGCCUAAUGAUUAACAGAAAAUGUUUUUCUCUGUAAAAACACAUUUAGUUUUACAUCAUUGGUAAUGAAACUUGCUUUUGAUUUUGUGAGUCACAGAUACAUGAAACGUAAACCUAAAUGUUCAUGUUUCAAGGUUGGAGAAUCUUUUUACAUAUGCGAAAGUCAGUCUGUUUAAAUAUACUAAAAACAUUUACAUUGUCUCCAUCAUCCUGUUAUGCCAUCUACUUUUAAAGUUUAUAAGCUCUUUGCUGGAAUUAACUUGCCAUUUUAAAGUGAGAGGUAACUUUGGCAUUAGACUUAAGGAUGGAUUUUAAAAGCAAUAAGGUUUCUUUCAACUUAAUAACUUUGUUGUUUCAUGCUUUGGUUGAUAAUACCUCUUCAGCACAGUGAAUGGACAUGUAGCAACCCAUAAUGUAAUAUUUGCCAAUACAGUAAUACCUUCAAAUAUUAAAAUAAUUGUGUCCAUUUAAAAUGUAAUUAAUCCAAUAAUAUAAUAAUUUGCCCACAAAUGUCAUAAUGAUUUUGGCCAAUAAUAUAAUAACAUUUUGCCAUGUAAAAAUUUAUCAUGUUCACACUGAGCAAACAAAUGUAGGUCACAUACCCACUGUUGUUUUCCUGAAUUAUUAAAUGCACUUAAGACUAAUUAACUGAUUAACUAAACUUUAACUAAACUAAAUCGAGUGCUGCCUGGUACAUAUUCUUGAUAAAUUCAUAUGAUGAUUAUGAAGUCCACUAUACAGAUUUUUCACCAGCAAACUGCAAAAAAUCUUAUUUGUGCAUCAUUAGGUUUGGCUGUAGAGAUUACUUUUUGAAAGGACAUUAACAUAUUGUGUUAUUGGCAAAUAGCUAGUAUGUCAAUACUAGCUAUUUGCCAAUAUAUACAAUACAAUAUUACAGUGUUCACAGGUUAUUACAUUAUUGGCUUUUUACAUUUAAAACAGCCAAAAUUAUGAUGUCAAUGGCUGUUAAUACAUAAUUGGUUGCAAUGGGGCAUUUUUGUUCUACGUGUGAGAGAGUUUUUAGUUAUAAUAAUAAAUUAUUUUCAGAAUUAGAAGCAUACCUGUUAGUGUGAAGCUCCAUAUUUAUGUGCCACCCUGUUUCAGUGAAAUCUGCUUUCCAAAUAUUAACUGUCUCAGUGGAUUUUUGAUUUAAUUACUGAAAGCUUUACUAUAAGCAAAUAAACUAUAUAUAAAAUCAUAUAUACAAUAA
Messenger RNA from Girardinichthys multiradiatus, 3593 nucleotides. It is a transcript of the gene ccbe1, whose product is annotated as collagen and calcium binding EGF domains 1. The record is from RefSeq and is a predicted model, not a curated record. The coding region runs from base 163 to 1356 and encodes 397 amino acids. Gene Ontology annotation, molecular function: calcium ion binding. Lineage: Eukaryota; Metazoa; Chordata; Actinopteri; Cyprinodontiformes; Goodeidae. The transcript is spliced from 11 exons.